AGAGUUGUGUACCUUUGUAUGUAAUUAGCCAAAAAGCAUUAAUAUAAUCAUACAUAUAUAUGUGAAAAAUCAGAGCACACACAUCUCAAGACAUGUCAAUAUGGAAAAGGGUUUACACGUGGUGGUCAUAUAGUAACAUAGUCUAGAGCAUAUUGAACAGGUAAAAAGCAUGUGGAAAAAAGUAUUGACAGCAAUAUGAAGUAACAGUAACAGUGUGUUUACAGAUAUUGAUUUGUUCAGCAGUGUCAAAUUUGAUAGGUAUAACAAUAUCUGUGUGAAACAGUUAGUAUUGAUUGGAUACAGAUGAUACACUAUGUAAUAAUCUCUGUAAAUGAUAGAUCUAUAAUCCUAAUGGUUGCAAUAGUGAUGGGAUAAGCUGUUAUUAACCUUCUAUUUCAAAAAUGGAUAUUUAUUUGUUUAUUUUCUUAAUUGAAUGAAAACCAUAAGUGGAGUACAGUGUGGAACAGAUGGUACACUCCAUCGUUACAAAUUUAGGUACAAUACAGACCCAGGUGAGCAGACAUGUUGUGACUGUAUGAUGGGGAUGAAGUUGAAGAAAUCCAUGUGUUAUGUUGUUAUUUGUUUUAUCAGUGUUAUUUUGAUUUGUUAUAAUUUUCUACAAUGUGAUAAAAAACCAAACAUGAUCAUGGUCCCGUCAGAACGAGAGAAAUUUGUCUAUACGCGACAGGGAAAGGCAAUCGAAUAUGGCAGAGAAAGUCCUUUGGUUUUUAUUGGUGGGAUGCCAAGAAGUGGUACAACUCUAAUGAGAGCAAUGAUAGACGCACAUCCAGAUGUACGCUGUGGAGAAGAAACACGCAUUGUUCCAAGGAUACUCGGAAUGCGAGCUCAGUGGUAUAAAUCAGAAACAGAAAAAAGACGAUUACAAGAAGCAGGAAUUUCUGAUUUUGUAAUUGACUCUGCUAUUUCAGCUUUUGUGUUAGAAGUGAUAGCUAAGCAUGGCGAAGCAGCACCACGGCUGUGUAAUAAAGAUCCAUUUACUCUGAAAUCCAGUGUCUACUUGAAAAAAUUAUUCCCAAAUUCCAAGUUCUUGUUUAUGAUUCGUGAUGGACGGGCAACAGUACAUUCUAUCAUUUCACGUAAGGUGACCAUUACAGGUUUUGAUUUAACAAGUUACAGAAAUUGUCUGUCGAAAUGGAACCAUGCCAUGGAGUCAAUGUAUGCUCAGUGUUUACAUGUUGGUGCUAGACACUGUUUACCUGUGUAUUAUGAACAGUUGACAUUGCACCCUGAAUUGUGGAUGAAAAGAAUUCUAAGAUUUCUAGAAAUUCCAUGGAAUGAUACAGUACUACAUCAUGAAGAUUAUAUUGGAAAAGAGAUCUCUCUGUCUAAGACAGAGAAGUCUUCUGACCAGGUUAUACGUCCAGUAAAUAUUGAUGCCAUGUCCAAGUGGGUUGGACAUUUACCAGCAGACGUUAUCAGGGACAUGGCUACCAUUGCUCCAAUGUUAAGAAUUCUGGGCUAUGAUCCGGAGUCCAAUCCACCAAACUAUGGAGCUCCAGACCCCAGAGUUGCUGAUAAUACGAUGCACAUGCAUCAAAAUGAGGCUUUUUGGAGGAAAAAAGAGGAAGAAUUAUUAAAAUCGGAACAAAGACAAAGAAAAAGACAUACAGAAAAAAGUUGAUGAAAAUUAGUAGAAAUGUUGUUUCAUAUGUUAAACCUAUAUUGUAUUUCUGAUUGUAAGUGAUUUGGUAAGAAAACAGCCUCGGCAUGGAGAUUUGGUUACAUGAGAGGAGUGUGGUAAAUCUUUUGUUUAAAUUAUGUAUUACAAUAAAAACCAAUAUUUUUUACAAUCAAAGGAGACAUACACUACUUUGCCACCAAAAAUCCACAAGAAAUGGAAGUGUAUUUGAAAUGUAUGUUUUAUGACCAAAGAAAAUGUUAUUACUAGGCUUAGGUAUAUUUUACAAGGAACUCCUACUUAGGAAUCCUGAAAUGUACCUUCUAGAUCAUGAUCACACUAUGAAAAGAAAUACUUGGAACUUAAGAUCUAUAAACUGUAAGAGGAGCAAUAUAAUCAAAAAAGGACCUUAAUAGAAAAAAUUCUUGAAGUAGUCAAAUCCUUUGUAAAACUUGAUAAUGCAUGUACAUGUACAUGUGACGUGGCUGUCUGAAUUACACAUUUAAUGUAGUCAUAUACCUGUACAAAAUAAAUAUAUACCUGGAACUUGUUUUAAAGAGAUUACUUUUAUAAGAUCUGUAUUUUGAUUGGCAGACAACAAUCACAAGGAAUUCCAAAUUUAAGUUUUAUUUCCCAAUAAAAUGCAAUAUUUAUGACUGCAUGUGCUUUCCAUGACAACUUUGCCACAAUGUGUUAUCGUCUUGAACAUGCAUGAAAUAUUUGCCACUGGACAUUAAACAACCCAACAAUAAAUAAUAGAAAAACAAGCAAACCGCUUGAUUUAACUUGUAUAACAAUAAGGUGACGUGGUAUGAUUGCCAAUGAGACACCUAACCACCAAAGUUCAAAUGAAGUGAAUGUAAGCAAUUAUAGGCAACCAUACGGCCUUCAACAAUGAGAAAAAUCCAUACUGUAUAGUCAGCUAUAAAAAAUAACUUGUAAAUAGAAUGACUGAAUUAUUUGUGUUAAUCUCUAAACACAGAUUACACAACAGGAGAAAAUGGUUAUGUUAGACCAACAUGUCCGUUAAAACCAGUAUACUGAUUGCUGAAUAACAAAAUUGUAUUGUGUUUUAAUAUGUUUGCAAGCUGUCAUUGUCUUUAAUAGAUCUAUAAUAGAUACAAAAACAAGACUUUUUCUAAGGUUGAGCUCAAGAACAAACUGUUGUUUUUGUAUCACUGAUAAAUAAAUAUUUUUGUAUUUAAACACGACUGUUUCUAUAAAGGUUGAGCUGAAGAACAAAAUGUUGUUUUUUGAGUUUGGUAUCACUGAUAAAUAAAUAUUUUUGUAUUUAAACACAAAUUUUUCUAUGAAGAUUGAGCUGAGGAACAAAAUGUUGUUUUUUGUGUUUUGUAUCGCUGACAAAUAAAUAAAUAUUGUUUGUAUUUGUAAAACUUAUUGAAUGGACUGUAAUAAACUAUAAUAUGUGAGGGUAAUUUACAGGUGGCCUAUUCGCUUAAUAUCUUCAACUUAUUUAAAUCUAGUGGCUUGAUGGAUUUCACUGUAUCAUUUAGAGGAUAUUUUGUAUCUAAAGGCAUGGGCAUCUCAUAUUUUGUUUUUGUUUUUUCAUCCAAAGGAUAUUGGGGUUUUCCUAUAGCUGAUUUAUAUCUACAUAAAUUAGGAACCAAAGGGUAUAAAUGUGUAAGCCCUUAUCAGGGAUUUUCUACAUUUUUUUAGAUUUAAAAUUUAAAAAAAAAUAAAACUAUGAAUGUUAUUUUACUUAGUGUUGCGUUCACCUUUAAAUAGUAGAUCUUAAAAUGCAUGAAUGUUAUUGUUUACAGCAAUAUAAACUGUGAAAAAGUCUACAAUUUUAGUUAAUAUUUCAUAAAUUCAUAAAAGACCAACUCUAUGUUUGAAAAAAAUUAUCAAAAUAUUUCAGUUUGACUUGGAACAUAUAGAAACUUUGGUUCCAGUAGAUCUGUUAUCUAAAAAUUUAACUGAAGCAACAGAAAAAAAAACAAAAAAAAUUAGAAUGUUGGAAUAGAUACAUUCAAUGAUUUAUUUCAAUGAAAUAGUAGCACCACAUUUAUAAUACUUUUUAAUAUAAAAUCUAUUCAGAUAGCACAGUAAAAAAAAUAUCAGCAUGAUACCAUGGUGCAAUAAGGCCCUGGGGAGAACACUAAAUACAUGUAGUGAGAUAGUUAAAACUGAUUAACUACUUGACCAUUGACAACUUAGUUAUUUUCAUUGAUUUAAUCAUUAGAUCAUCGUUUAACUCUGUGACAUGUGGUCAAUUACAAUUAUUCUUAAUAUGAGCUGCAUCUGAUAGAAAUUGACCGUAUACAAUUGAAUAUCAAUACAUCUGUUAAGUUAAACCUAUUUCCGGUUGAAAAAAAUCUGUACUGAAAGUCUGUAACUGUUUGAAAAUUGAGUUAGUACAAGAACCCUACAAAACAGUCCAAAAUCAAUCAAAGUCUUAUACAUAUACAUGUAUACUUGCACUUGCAUAAAGUCGAUUUCUAUCCGACACAGCUCAUAUAUAAAGCAUUCAUUGUUUUAAUGUUCAUGGUUUUAUUAUAUUAUAAUUCUCAGUUGUAUUGACGUUAUAUAUUGUUUUGUUGUACGCAAUCCUGCCAUUGUUAUUACUUUAUUUAUAAUAUUACUUACAUUAGAAUACUUACUACAAUUUUUACUUUUCAUUUAAAAAAAAAUUGUUUACCAAAACUUCGCAAACAUUUAUUAUCACUUUCAUCAUACAACAUCAACAUUUUUUGAUAGUCAUGGAUAAGUCCAGAGAGUUUACAAAAUGCAUGUACCAAGAUAAAGUUGACCAAAAAGAAAUUAAACAUCCUUAAUAUCUAUUGCAAUUAUAUAUUAACCCUUUAUUUUCAUAACAAAUCUUUAAUUAAACUUUUUUUCAAACUUUAUAUUUUCAAUCAUUUUGUUAUCAUUUUUAUUAUCUUUUAUAUUUUGAAUUAUGAUUUAAUUGCAUAUAAAAAAUGAACAAACAGAUGUAUAUUUGGGAAACAUCAUUCUCUCAGGUUCAAAUUUUUGUAGUACGUAAUCAAUAAAAGCUAUUUUUGAAAUAUACAAAUUUAAAAACAUAAGUUUGAUUUGCAAUUCAAUGUAGAAAUCAUUUUUCAUCACAGCAAAUGUGAAAAUUUCAUAGGUUCAUCGUUUCAUUUUCUUAUAAAACAAGAUCUGGUAUAUAAUUGGCUGUAUUUAACUAUUAGAGAAAGGGAUGACAUGUGAUAAUUUCGUUGAUUCAUCAUUUCAUUUUCUUAUAAAACAAGAUCUGGUAUAGUGAUGGUUGUAUUACACUUUACGAGAAAUGGAUGACAGCUUAGGUUUGCUCUAGACAAUUUUCUUAUUUUUGUAUUAUUUGUAGUUUUAUAGGAUGAAGAUAUAAAGUACCAACCUUCAUGGAUUGAGUUAGAAUUCUAUUUUGGUGGAUACUUAGUUUUGACAAAUUAUGUUUACUCUAUAGCAAAUUUGUAUUUCGUGUAAUUUCUGAAGUUGGUGGUAUAUAAUCCACUAAAUACAUGAAAAUUAGUACCCUGAAUAUAAAUAGUAUAAAUACUUAUUAUGAAUCCACAAGAGUUUAGAAAUUGCUUUAAGAUAUUUCAAGCUUUGUGCCAAAGAGAGAUCUAGUCAGAAUUUUUGUCUCAUGUGGUAUCAAAGUUAUAUAAGGAGAGAGUUUUAAGGUAUUCUGAUCCGAGUGUGCAGUGAUGGUGGUGUAAAAAUAUCCAAACUUUUGUCAUCCAAAUAUAUUUAAUGCCUCGUUCACACGUACAUUUAAUUCAAAUCGAAUGCGAAUAGAAUUCGCUAAUCGAGUUCACACACUCAUCUUUUUUUAAUUUGAAUAGAAUUCGAAUUUGCUAAUUCGCAUUAUCCAAUUCGCAUUAGAAAUGCGUUUUCGUUAAUGCGAAUUAGUUAAUUCGUUUUAAUUCAAAUUUAACUGUUGUGUGGACACUUUUUAAAUUGUAAUUCGAAUUAGAUUAUUGCUGCGUUCACACGUAAUUCGAAUUCGAUUCGCAUUAACUAAUUCAAAUUAGUUUAAUUCGCAUUCGAAACGUUUUAUAUCCAAACGUAAAUUCUAAUUCAAAUUGCAAUGCGCGUCAAAUUAGCUUUACUGUCCGAACGACGUUAACUUUUAAUUCGUAUUAUCAAAAACGCAUUUCUAAUCCGAAUUGGAUAAUGCGAUUUAGCCAAUAAGAAUCAAUUCGAAUUAAAAAAGAAGAGUGUGUGAAUGCGAUUAGCGAAUUCGAUUCGCAUUUAAUUCGAAUUCAAUUUGAAUUAAAUGUACGUGUGAACGAGGCAUAAUAAGAUGUGGUGUGAUUGUCAAUUAGACAACUCUUCACCAGAUAUUUAGUAUGCUAAUGGCUAUUGCAUUAAAAUGCAUGCAUUACAUGAGAUUAAAGUCAUCAUCCCCUUAAAUUAAGUCAUGCAUUAUUUACUUUUCAAUAACAGUAUUGUGUUCAUUUAAGUGUUAAGAUUAAUUAUCAAAAUGGUAGUCCAAUAUUGUAAUGUAAUAUUCCUGAGAAGGAGAGUCCUUAAAAUUAUCUAGAUUGAAGUCAUUAGCUUUGCAUGACACAGUAUGUGUAGUAAUAAACUGGUUAACAAGUACCUAGGAACAGUUUAUAGUUUAGUAUUUUGUACAAGCUUUAAGUCUUAAAAAUGUAUGUCACCUGGUAUCAAAGUUUUUUUUUUCUAUGACAUGAAAUUUAUAGGAUAAAAUGAUAAAAUAUUUGUUUGAAUGGGUUAUUGUAUAUUGUGAAAUUUAUAAACACAUGUGAAUGCAUAAUCGGCUAUUUUGUGUUCUUUGGUCGGGUUGUUGUCUCUUUGACACAUUCCCCACUUCCAUUCUCAAUUUUAUGUAAACACCUUUUUUAUGAUACUUGUGUGGAUGCGCUCAGAAAAAUUCUGAAUAUAGCAGAGAAUAACAGAUUUUUUGAAAGUGGAAAAAACUUUUCUAAUGGACAAAUUGGUUCCUGCCUAUUCAAAGCAAGUCACAUGAGCAUGAGUAAGUUUUGCAUGGACUGGAAACAAUCUGACUCCUACUCCAAAGUUGUCUCCCAUUGAUGAAAAUUCUAAUUUGAAAUAAUUUUGUGCUUGAAAUAAACUAUUUUAUCAACCUUUGUAUAUUACUAUCUUGCUGAUCUCAAAUCAUAUGAAGGAUAAAAUCUAUGGCAUGCUUAAUUUGUAUUUAUUCAACUUAUAAGAAAUUUCCUUUCCUUAAAAAGGAAUUUUCAAUGAUAUCUUAUAUCUUUUAUAUAUAUCUAAUGAAAAUAGUAGAUGUCUUAUAAACCUUGCUUUUAAUUAUAUGAGUACAAUGUAUAUGAGAUAUCUUGAAUGUUAAAUGAAAAAGAAUAUGGUGUGCCAUGAAAGCCAUUUUAUUUUUUUCUACAGUAUAAAUCUUGUUAUCUCCUCUUGACUACAAUGUUUUCUUUAGUACUGUACACACGUAAUGGUAUUGUGGGGCCAAUUGUUUUAUAAAAACUAUAAGGGGAAUAACUCUACAUAUACUUUAUUCACAUUUUACCCUUUCUUGUUCACUUCGUGGCUAUUUAAUUUCCUGAUUUUCUAAUUUACUUGACGUAGUUUAAUAAGGAAAGAUCCAAGAUAUUUUCAACGAUUUAUAUUCGCGUUAUCUUUCUAUUUUUAUUUUGCCAAAGUCGCGAAAAUAAGUUGAUUUACAGUAUGACAUAAUAGAAAGGUAUUUAUAAUCCUUGUACUCUGAUAUAUAUUGUUAUAUACAAUUUAAUUGUGAUCAAAAAAUAAAUUAUAUAUUUCUUGA
Molecule: messenger RNA, 7376 nt
Organism: Mytilus californianus (California mussel)
Lineage: Eukaryota; Metazoa; Mollusca; Bivalvia; Mytilida; Mytilidae
Product: protein-tyrosine sulfotransferase 1-like
Exons: 5
Coding region: 434-1642 (402 amino acids)
Biological process (GO): peptidyl-tyrosine sulfation
Cellular component (GO): Golgi apparatus
Molecular function (GO): protein-tyrosine sulfotransferase activity
Source: RefSeq, a predicted model, not a curated record